CUCUGUUGGGAAUGUGCAGCUCGGCGGGUUCCAUUCACCAGCAGCUACUUUCCAGGAGAGACUCAUUCCUGUAGCUGCUGCUUGGAUUUUAAUGCCAGAUGCACGAGGAUUAGUAGAUCGCCCCGAGGAGCUAUCGUGGAAUUAUCACAGGAGGCGGCGGCGCAGGAUAGGGGAGAGAGAGAGAGAGAGAGAGGGAGGGAGAGGCAUUGUGGAAGAGAGACGCGCAGAGCAAAUAGCGCUUGGAAACUGCUGCAACAGACCAGGAAAUUGCUGUGCAAACCUCCAGAUGCCUGGUUGCACAGAAUGCCUUUAUUCCCAACCCCUGUAUUGAGCAUCCAGUAGUUCCUGGUUUCCGCGUCUGAUUUCCAAGAGAUGUCUGCAACUAGAGGCAAUGGAGAGCACUGGAAGUCUUUGGAGUCCGUGGGGAUCAGCCGUAAGGAGCUGGCUGUUGCGGAAGCCCUGCAGAUGGAGUAUGAUGCCCUGUCCCGCCUGAGGCAGGGCAAGGAGGAGAGCCAGGCGAAGCAAAACACAGAUCAACCUCUCAUUUCUUGGGAUGAUCCCAUUCUGGAUUACAACAAGCCUGCUGUAAAGCAUGACUGCCACAAUAUCAAGGUCAUGCGAGGCCUCUCCGGCUCAGACUCCACCCUCAAUUACAAUGCCCUCUCUGGCCAAGAGGUUUCAAGAGCUUUUGGGACCAACAACACUACCUCAUCCAGUCUGCUGCCUGAGCCAGAGAGCCAGCCUUGGUUGAAGGGGCCUCUCUCCAGUGACUACUUGUACAUCUUUGACAGCACAGGGGGGGACUUCCUCACAGAGCCCCUCAAUAGCACAUCCCACCAAAACAGUAGUGGCAGCAGCUCCCCCAAGAAACUUUCUCCUCCCCCAUUGCCCCCUCGCAUUGCCAUCUGGAACACCUCUGAAGUGAACCAACCUUCCCUCAAAGGGUCCCAACCCAACGAUAUCAACAUGUUCUCCUCAUCCCAUGAGAGGGCUGAUGGGAAACUGCUGGGCCGCAGAAUCUCAGAGGAAGACCCUUAUAGCACAGUGGACUAUGAUGGCAUCAAUGAUGCUAUCACACGGCUCAACCUCAAGUCCACUUAUGAUGCUGACCUUCUGAGAGAAGCCACAUGGAGCUGGAAGGAAGGCCGAAGUAUUUUUGAAAAAGAAAGCAGUGGAAAGCCAGUCGCUCGCAGCAAGACCAUGCCUCCUCAGGUCCCUCCCAGGACCUAUGUCUCCAGGCCUGGUGGACGGAAGAACGCUGCACUCAACAAGAACCGGAGGAUAUCAGCAGAUCCGGCCACUUCUCGACAUUAUCCUGUGGCCAAUGGCUAUGAGCUGUUUGAGGUUUCAGAGGAGAAGGAUGAAGAGGUUGCUGCCUUCUGCCAUAUGCUGGAUGUAUUAAGAUCCGGCUACAGUACCAAGGAUUACUCUCUUACUGGCUAUGUCUGGAGUUCUGUCAACCGCAGCCCUGAACACCUUGGCCACGGAGUCAGCUUGAAAGUGACUGUGGUUUAUGACAGCCUGCAGGAGCCUCUCACCUUCACUUGUGACUGUUCCUCAACGGUGGACUUGCUCAUCUACCAGACGCUGUGUUACACUCAUGAUGAAUUGCGUGACAUUGAUGUGGAUGACUUUGUUCUCAAACUGUGUGGCCUGGAGGAAUUCCUGCAAAAUAAACACCCACUGGGAAGUCAUGAAUACAUCCAGCAUUGCAGGAAGUUUGACAUUGACAUCCGGCUGCAGCUGAUGAAGAGGAAAGCUGUGCACAGUGACUUGGCUAGGACGGCGAAUGAUGAUCAGAGUCCUUCCACACUCAACCACUACGUUCACCUCCAGGAGAGGCCGAUUAAGCAGACCAUCACCAGGCAGGCCCUGAGUCUCCUCUUUGAUACUUUCCACAAUGAAGUUGAUACAUUCCUUGCAGCCGAGGGAGACUUCCAGCUGAAGGCAGAGCGGGUAAUCCAGUCUGUCAUGGCCAUUUGCAAUGCUUUGGCUGCUGUGGAGUCCCAGGAGAUUACAGGAGCCCUGAAUCAACUGCCGGCAUGUCCGUCUCGCAUGCAGCCCAAAAUCCAGAAGGAUCCAAACGUUUUGGCCAUGAGGGAAAAUAGAGAGAAGGUUGUAGAGGCUUUGACAGCCUCUAUCUUGGAUCUGGUGGAGCUCUACUGCAACACGUUCAAUGCCGACUUCCAAACAGUGGUACAUGGGAACAGAAAGCGUUAUCAAUCCCAAGAGGCCCGGCUCCUGUCCUGCCCCCUCUCUUUCACGGUUUAUGCCACCCAUCGCAUACCCAUCACCUGGGCUGCAAGCUAUGAAGAUUUCUACCUCUCCUGUUCGCUCAGCCAUGGUGGCAAAGAGCUCUGCAGCCCCCUGCAAACCCGAAAAGCUCAUGUGUACAAGUACCUCUUCCAUCUUAUCAUCUGGGACCAGCAGAUUUGCUUCCCAAUUCAAGUGGAUCGCCUCCCACGAGAGACUCUUCUGACAGCCACGCUCUAUGCCAUUCCAAUUGCACCGCCUGGGAGCUCUUCAGAGACGAACAAGCAGCGCCGCGUCCCAGAAGCUUUGGGCUGGGUCACCACCCCACUCUUCAACUUCCGGCAGGUCCUGACCUGUGGUCGGAAACUCCUGGGUUUGUGGCCAGCAACUCAGGGCCCCUCUAGUGCCCGGUCAAGCGCCCCCAACUUCAACCAGCCUGACAGCGUUAUUCUGCAGAUCGACUUCCCCAGCUCAGCAUUUGAAGUCAAGUUUACCAGCCCACCAGCAGCAGAGUUCAGUCCCACGUACAACUUCAGCAGCCUCUUUGAGGGAGACCAGCAGAAGCUGAAGGAGGUGAUGCAGAAGGAAUCGUUCUAUUGGUUAACGGAUGCUGACCGGAAGCGGCUAUGGGAGAAGCGCUACUACUGCCACUCUCAGCCAGGCUCUCUGCCUCUGCUGCUUGCUAGUGCACCAAGUUGGGAGUGGGCCUGCUUGCCUGACAUCUAUGCCCUGCUGAAGCAAUGGACACACAUGAACCAUCAGGAUGCCCUUGGGCUUCUGCAUGCAGCGUUCCCAGAUCAGGAGGUGAGGAGGACAGCGGUGCAAUGGAUUGAUUCCAUAUCUGAUGCUGAGCUCCUGGAUUAUCUGCCCCAGCUGGUACAGGCGCUCAAAUAUGAAUGCUACCUAGACAGCCCGCUGGUGCGGUUUCUUAUGAAGCGAGCCAUCUCUGACCUGAGGAUCACCCACUAUUUCUUCUGGCUUCUGAAAGACGGCCUUAAGGACUCUCAGUUCAGCAUUCGUUACCAGUACCUUCUGGCGGCUCUCCUGUGCUGCUGUGGGAAGGGCCUGCGCGAGGAGUUCGACCGCCAGUGCUGGCUCGUUAACACCCUGGCCAAGCUGGCUCAGCAAGUCCGUGAGGCUGCUCCGUCAUCUCGACAGGCCAUCCUUCGUGAAGGGCUGGAGGAUGUAAAGCAGUUCUUCACUGUCAAUGGCUCCUGCCGCCUACCGCUCAGUCCCAGUCUGCUGGUGAAGGGGAUCGUGCCCAGGGAUUGUUCCUAUUUCAACUCUAAUGCUGUCCCUCUGAAGCUCUCCUUCCAGAAUGUGGACCCCCUUGGGGAGAAUAUCCGGGUUAUCUUUAAGUGUGGAGAUGAUCUCCGGCAGGACAUGCUAACCUUGCAGAUGAUUCGCAUCAUGAACAAGAUCUGGGUGCAAGAAGGCUUGGACAUGCGCAUGGUCAUAUUCCGUUGCUUUUCCACAGGCCGUGGGAGGGGGAUGGUGGAGAUGAUCCCCAAUGCCGAAACCUUGCGAAAGAUCCAGGUGGAGCAUGGUGUGACAGGCUCCUUCAAGGAUCGUCCCCUCGCAGACUGGCUACAGAAGCACAACCCCAAGGAGGACGAAUAUGAGAAGGCAGUGGAGAACUUCAUCUACUCGUGUGCUGGCUGCUGUGUAGCCACUUACGUGCUGGGAAUCUGUGACCGGCACAACGACAACAUCAUGCUCAAGACCACAGGGCAUAUGUUCCAUAUUGACUUUGGCCGCUUUCUGGGCCAUGCCCAGAUGUUUGGCAACAUCAAGAGGGACCGGGCUCCAUUUGUCUUCACGUCAGACAUGGCUUAUGUCAUCAAUGGUGGGGACAAGCCGUCCAGCCGCUUCCAUGACUUCGUUGAUCUCUGUUGCCAGGCGUACAACCUGAUCCGCAAGCACACCCACCUCUUCCUCAACCUUUUGGGCCUGAUGCUGUCCUGUGGUAUCCCUGAGCUCUCUGACCUUGAGGACCUAAAGUAUGUCUAUGAUGCACUGAGACCCCAAGACUCGGAGGCCGAUGCCACUACGUAUUUCACCAGGUUGAUAGAGUCCAGCUUGGGCAGUGUAGCCACGAAGCUAAACUUCUUCAUUCACAACUUGGCACAGAUGAAGUUCACGGCCUCUGAUUCUCGGCCAACGCUCUCCUUUGCCCCCCGCGUGCACACCGUCAAGACAUCCAGCCGAAUCGUUGACGUCUUCCUCUGCCGCCAUGAGAAGGUCUUCAAUCCCAGCAAGGGCUAUAUAUAUAUUGUGAAGGUGAAACGAGAGAGCCCCUCUGAGACCACCUACAUCCAGCGCACCUUUGAAGAGUUCCAGGAGCUGCACAACAAGUUGCGCCUCAUCUUCCCCUCCUCGCACCUUCCCAGCUUUCCUAACAGGUUUGUGAUUGGACGGUCACGAGGAGAGGCAGUGGCUGAGAGGAGGAAAGAGGAACUGAAUGGUUACAUUUGGCAUCUGAUCCAUGCAGCCCCUGAGGUGGCUGAGUGCGAUUUGGUGUAUACAUUUUUCCACCCACUUCCAAGAGAUGAAAUUGCUGCAGGCACCAACCCAGCCCCAAAGCCUGCAGAUGCAACAUGGUCCCAACCUGUUGGAAAAGUGGGCGGGGAGGUGAAGCUGUCCGUCUCCUACAAGAACAACAAGCUCUUUAUCAUGGUGAUGCACAUUCGAGGUCUGCAGCCUAUUCAGGAUGGCAGUGACCCUGACCCUUACGUAAAGAUCUACCUUCUGCCCGAUCCCCAGAAAACCACCAAGAGGAAAACCAAAGUUGCCCGAAAAACCUGCAACCCAACUUACAAUGAAAUGCUUGUCUACGAUGGGAUUCCUAAAGGAGACCUCCACCAGCGGGAGCUGCACCUGAGUGUCCUGAGUGAAGAGGGCUUUUGGGAGAACAUCCUCCUCGGCGAAGUCAUUAUCAGACUACGGGACCUGGAUCUGACGCAGGAGAAGAUGGGCUGGUUUGAAUUGGGCUCUAGGAGCCACGGGACCAUGUGAAGAGCAGCAAGGCAGCCACUGUGUCUUUGGAACCACUCUGGCCCCAUGGGAGUUCCUGGGAAUUGGUGCAUGUUCCAGGAGUUGUAUCCUGGUCUAUCUGAAAGGAUUUAGUUUCCUGAAAAUAAGAAGGAUGGAUAUAUUGUUUCUCUGCAAAUGAAGGGUUAAUUUCCUGUGGAGAGUGAGCAUUGUGAGGGGUAGAGUCAUGAUAGGAAAUUCUUCUAUGACUUGAAAUGGCUGCUGUAGAUGGAUCUUUUUUAUACAUUUACCUUGUGUCAAGGGAGCAAUGACUUACGGUGGGGGAGGGGUGAAAUGUUAGGGGCUUUUUUCCCCUUUGGGAUAUUUUCAAUUUAAAAAUAAAAUUUAAAAAAACCACAUAACAACAGAUGGAACGUAGGGCGGAUUCCAUAUGGAGAAGAAACGUUGCAGGGUGGGACGUAUCAUCAAUGAAGUUCUUACUGGACUUUUACAAGGAUGUUUUUACCUUUUUUCUUUUCUUUUAAAGGAAUAUUUGCAUAAGAACUUGAGCAGGGCCAGGGAGGGAGAGGACAUAUUUGGGGUGGGUAUGAAUGGUAGAUUGAACCCUUAUCUCUGGAAUAGGAGCUGGUGUGCUCCAACUCAAGCCAUCUUGGAGAAUUUGCUUCCAAAGGAGAGCUAUGUAACUUGUACAUAUGUAGAGCUUACAAUUCCUGAUUUCUUACUAGGAGACGUAACCUAGAAGGCAUGCUCUCUUGGACUAACACCUGGACUUGUCUGGGGAAGACAGAAGGCAACUGCAUUCCUCUUGAUUCCAAGUGUGAGCAUAGCAAGUGUCUGAGAACUGUGUAUUGUUUCCACUUCCUUGCUCCCUGAUCUGAAUCGCUGGUCACAUUUGUGUUCUUUUGACCAGUCUGCAGAGCAGUAUCUGAUGGGAUAAAUUGUGUUAAGUCUUGAAAGCAGAGAGAUUUUUGUGGACAUAAGCCAGGAGGUGUUGGCCUCAUCUCUCCAAAACUGUGACUGUGCAGAAUCUGUUUUGAAUUAGCAAAACACCUUGUAACAGUUGGUCUCCUGUGUGUGGUUACUUCUUUCUAGGUGACCUAACUCCCAUUGCCUAAAAUGCAGAUUGCUUUAGCUAGCCUUAAAGCUGUUACAGAUUACCUUCUUUGGUGUCAUCAUUGGCUCUUCUUCCAAGACUGUGGGUGGGAGGCAGGGAAUCAAAUACAAAGAUGCUGGGCAAUUGAUCAAAAGAUUACCUGGCAUUUGAUACUGAUCUUUCUUGAAGCCUUUGUGUGUACCAACUGCAUUGCAACAACUCCUGUAGAGCAGGUAGCCAUGAGCAAUUUCUUUGCAGUCCUUUUUUGAAAAUAAUAAAACUUUGUAGAAAACAAUGUGGGGCUGGGAAAAUUACCAACGUUUAAACCCUUUUCUCUUCACAGCUAUAUAAAGACCAGGUUGUUGUUUUUUUAAGAUCAUUUUUAAAGGAUGUCUUGUUUGGGGAUUGCCAUUUGCCUCCUUGAAUAAAAGCACUUCAUAACCCUGCAGGGGCAGGGGGUGGACUUUGGGCCUAGCCUACUGCCUCGGAGCCUGUCAUCUACAAGCCCUUGCUGACUUCUUUGUUUACAGUGGAAAUUCCCUAAGAGAUGGAAUGUUUCUCAGGACCGAAAAAAUGAACUUAAACGUUUUUUAAAUGUUCUGACAGGUGGCAUGUUCAGAAAAAAGCCAAGAGAUGCAGGAGGGACUUUUUUUUUUUUUUACCCGUCUCUAGAUUGAGGCUGGUCUGAAGGUAGCAUUUUAUUAAUCUGGUCAAUGAUGCAGGUGGAUUUCAGAGAGGUAACUAACUACCUGAGAGAACCUUGGCCAGGUUCUGUGGUUAUGUCAUCCGUCCUAUAGGAAAUGAGGUAGAGAUGGCACCUUAUGGUUACUUUUAUCUUUCUCGGUUGUAAAACGGUGGCAUUGAUUUAAAAAUAAAUGAAUAAAAAAGGAAUGAAAUUCA
This is a messenger RNA of Elgaria multicarinata webbii, 7237 nucleotides long. It is a transcript of the gene PIK3C2B, whose product is annotated as phosphatidylinositol-4-phosphate 3-kinase catalytic subunit type 2 beta. The record is from RefSeq and is a predicted model, not a curated record. Lineage: Eukaryota; Metazoa; Chordata; Lepidosauria; Squamata; Anguidae. Gene Ontology annotation, molecular function: 1-phosphatidylinositol-3-kinase activity; 1-phosphatidylinositol-4-phosphate 3-kinase activity; phosphatidylinositol binding. The transcript has 33 exons. Gene Ontology annotation, biological process: cell migration; phosphatidylinositol-mediated signaling; phosphatidylinositol 3-kinase/protein kinase B signal transduction. Gene Ontology annotation, cellular component: plasma membrane; phosphatidylinositol 3-kinase complex; cytoplasm. The coding region runs from base 373 to 5268 and encodes 1631 amino acids.